This is a messenger RNA of Cajanus cajan (pigeon pea), 635 nucleotides long. The record is from RefSeq and is a predicted model, not a curated record. Lineage: Eukaryota; Viridiplantae; Streptophyta; Magnoliopsida; Fabales; Fabaceae.
UUGGGAUCUAAUGUUGAUUAUGAAAAUCUUUCAGAGACGUGUGGUAUUUGAUGCACUACAUAGGUGUACAAAGCCAUCAAGACUAUGGGAUCUUUAUGCUUUUGCAGCAGGACCUUCUAGGUUUCAGAACACUUCUCCACUGGUUCGCUUAUUGGAUGAAUAUUUUCGGCUUCUUUGCCUAGAUUCUUAUCGUGCAUCAAUCGAUAUAAUUGAAAAUGGGUCCUUCACCUUGUCAAAUGACCUAUGGAGAAUAAGUGGCGUGAAUGCCAAUUAUGCAAUGUGCCAGAGUUAUCCAUUUGCUUUGGUCGUUCCAAAAAUCAUUAGUGACGAUGAAGUGCUCCAGGCUUGCAGCUUCCGGGCAAGAUGUCGACUACCUGUAGUUUCAUGGUGUCAUCCUUUGACUGGAGCAGUUGUUGCACGAUCUUCUCAACCCUUAGUUGGUCUUAUGAUGAAUAUGAGGAGCAAUCUGGAUGAAAAACUUGUGGCUGCCCUUUGCAGCAAACUAGAGAAUGGCUCGAGAAGGUAAGAUUUGUAUGUUAAUGUUAUACUCUUGUAUUGUGGUAUGUCAUAUGUGGAAAUGUGUAGAUGCCCAUUUUACCUUUUGUUGAAUUUGAACUUAAUUAUGAAGAAUGGGU